AUGGCUCUACCUCCCAUGCCCACCCUGAGAUCGCCUGGUGCACGAGCACGCUCCCUGAUGGCUCACAAGAGCAUCAUAUCCAAGGAGUUGCCAGGUCAGGGCUCCUCAGCGCCACUCCGCCCGAGACAGCUACCCCCUCUUGCACUCGCACCAGAGAAACCCCGGUCCUCAUCUCCUAUCAGGGCAAAGUCCCAACUAGCCGCAGCCUCGGCACUUUCCAAUCACCCUCCAUUGGGGAAUCCCGGCAAUCCCAGGCCCCUGAACUCCGGGACCACAUCGAGAGCCUUUUAA
Molecule: messenger RNA, 291 nt
Organism: Giardia duodenalis
Lineage: Eukaryota; Fornicata; Diplomonadida; Hexamitidae
Exons: 1
Coding region: 1-291 (96 amino acids)
Source: RefSeq, a predicted model, not a curated record